Molecule: messenger RNA, 2467 nt
Organism: Electrophorus electricus (electric eel)
Lineage: Eukaryota; Metazoa; Chordata; Actinopteri; Gymnotiformes; Gymnotidae
Source: RefSeq, a predicted model, not a curated record
UACACCUAAGCAUAUAAAUACAUGCGCACCAGUUGGAGGAGCAUUUGCGUUGUUAUAUAGCCUAGGUGCGGAUAAAUUCCUGAAUCGCAAUUUAGACGAUACAAUAACCUACUUCGGACUUUAGUGUUUUCUGCCUUUUGAUUUUACAAAAAUGGAUCCAUUGGUAUCUUUACAGGCAAACCUUUUGUCUGUACUUAUGGCUUCUGUUGUUUUAUUUCUAAUACGGAAGUGUCUCGGUAAAAGAACUCGGAGUAGUUAUGGAAGACUCCCUCCGGGUCCCACUCCUGUGCCAGUGGUUGGAAAUUUUUUUCAGGUGUACGUAAAGGAGCCGUAUAAAUAUUACCUUGAGCUCAGUAAAAAGUAUGGCCCUGUCUUCACCAUCUGGUUUGCCAACACCCCUGCUGUGGUGAUUGCUGGAUAUCAAGCUCUGAAGGACUCUAUGAUUGGCAUGGGGGAAGAAUUCAGUGGCAGAUUAAACUACCCCCUCUUAAUGAAAUCCACCAAUGGAUAUGGUGUUUUAGUGAGUAAUGGGAACAGGUGCAAGCAGCUUCGCAGGUUCUGUCUCACAACCCUGAAGAACUUUGGGAUGGGUCGAAGGAGCAUUGAGGACAAGGUGAAGGGGGAAGCCUGUUGUCUAGUACAAAAAUUCAGCACAUUUGGAGGCUCUGCUUUCAGUCCCAAAGACCCAUUAACUGAAGCAGUAAGCAACGUGAUUUGCUCCGUUAUCUUUGGCCACAGAUUUGAAUCUGAUGACCCACAGUUCAAGAUGAUCAUUGAAGCCAUUGAUGCUUACUUCAGUGUCUUGUGUAGUCCUCUUGGGCAGGCCUAUAACAUUUUCCCUAGAUUAGUUGGCUUCUUCCCUGGACGGCUCCACGAUAUGUUUAAACUGCAUGAAAGGGUCGGCGCUUUUAUAAGACUUGAGGCAGAGGCAAGGAUGAAAUCACUAGAUCUUACUUCACCACCGCAGGACUUCUUAGAGGCCUGUGUUAUACGAAUUGAAGAGGAGAAACACAAUCCUAAAACGGAAUUUAAUUUUGACAACAUGUUGAGCACAACCUGGAACUUGUUUAGUGCUGGCACUGAGACCACCUCCAGUACUCUCAGACAGGGCCUGCUGCUCAUGAUGAAGCAUCCAGAUGUCCAAGCCCGGGUUCAGAAGGAGAUUGAUGUGGUGGUGGGGCCAGACCGGUGGCCCUCCCUGGAUGACAGACAGAACUUGCCAUACACAGAUGCAGUUAUCCAUGAGAUCCAGCGUAGCAUGGACCUCGCACCUACUGCUGUUCCACACAAAAUGCUCCGUGACACUGAGUUUAACAACUAUCUCAUCCCCAAGGGAACAGUUAUUCUUCCAUUGCUAUCCUCUGUGCUCUUUGACCCUAAAAUAUGGAAGAACCCAGACCAUUUUGACCCAAACAACUUCCUUGAUGAAAAGGGACAAUUCAAGAAGAAUGAUGCAUUUGUUGUGUUUGGAAUGGUGCAUAUCAUUGGCAAGCGGGCCUGUCUGGGUGAAGCUCUGGCCCGGGUGGAGCUCUUCAUCUUCUUCACCUCUCUCCUCCAGCACUUCACCUUCAAGGCCACCCUGCCUCCUGAGGAUCUUGAGACUACUCCCCUCAUCUGCAGCUUUGGCCGUUUUCCCCUCUCCUACGAAUGCUUUGCUGUGCGCAGGGCAUAGAUAGUUAUUGGUGUGAUAGUACUCAAUCAGCAAGCAAGGCUUGUGGUUACCCUUCUCUUUCAAGUGAAACCAGAUGUAUUUGUAUCAUGAAUUUGUAGCAGAUGCAUCAUGCCAGGGAUCAUCAACUCUCAGGUGUAAUAUAUGCAACAUAUGGAUCUUGGCCUUAUUGAUCUGAUCUGAAAAUCCACAUACUGAAGUGGCCUGGCUUACAUUGUUACUAAAUCUCAAUUCUGUCCACAUUCUGGAUUUAUAAUCCAGGAAAUCAUGUUUUUUCUUUUUGUUUCAGUGCUGUAGAUGCUACAGUGCGAAACAAACUAGAACACUUUUUUAAAACUAAAAUAAACCCUGAACUUGACUUUAUUUCCAAAAGAAAACAUUUAAAAGUAGCAUACUAAGAUGUUAAGGAUGCUAAUAUCCAUGUUGCAUGGACCUUUCAUGUUGAAGUGUGCUUAGUGAAAAACAAGAAUCACUUCUCUUGCACCCAACAUCAUUACCUUCACCAAACAACCCAUCAGCGGAGAUCCAAUCCAAUAGUUCUAAUUAUUUGAAACUUAAUUGAAAAUUCAAGUGUAACCCUGGCCUGUCAUCUUAGUUAUGCAUGUCUAAAACAGACAAGUCUAAUUUUAGUAUUAUAUCCUUAACAAGUUUGCACUGCUGAUUAGAAAUGUAUACUUGUGCAAAUGGCAUUCAUCCCUAUUCAGCUACUUUAAAUGGUCAGAUGUUUUAACAGCUGUACUAAUAGUUUUAAAUGUAUUUGCACAAAAUUCAGCUGAGCAAAACAAUUGCAAUAACUGC